CACCACCUUUUCCCGCACAUAAAUAAUUCAUGCUAUCCUCACCAAAUCUGUGCUGGGCACCCAAUUGAAGCUCUGAAGUCACAGCCUUGAAAUCACCUGGAAGGGAAACUCAGAGGAGAGAAUUGCAGAAGGAAAUGGACUUGAUCCUAAACUUCUCGGUGGAAACCUGGGUUCUCUUGGCUCUCAGCCUGGUGCUUCUGUAUCAAUAUGGGACCUAUCACCAUGGACUUUUUAAGAAGCUUGGAAUUCCUGGGCCUAAACCUCUGCCUUUCUUUGGAACUCUUUUGGCCUACAGAAAGGGUAUAUGGAAAUUUGAUACAGAAUGCUAUAAAAAGUAUGGAAAGAUGUGGGGGUUGUAUGAUGGUCAACAGCCUGUGCUGGCCAUCACAGAACCAGACAUGAUCAAAGCAGUUCUAGUCAAAGAAUGUUAUUCUGCGUUCACAAACCGGCGGUCUCUUGGUCCAGUAGGAUUUAUGAAAAAUGCCGUCUCCCUAUCUGAGGAUGAAGAAUGGAAGAGAAUUCGAACACAGCUAUCUCCAACUUUCACCAGUGGAAAACUCAAGGAAAUGUUCCCCAUCAUUAAGCAGUAUGGAGAUGUGUUGGUCAAAAACCUGAGAAGUCGAGCAGAGAAAGGCAAGCCUGUUGACUUGAAAGAAGUCUUUGGGGCCUACAGCAUGGAUGUGAUCACUGCAACGUCAUUUGGGGUGAAUGUUGAUUCCCUCAACAACCCAGAGGAUCCAUUUGUGGAAAAAGCCAGGAAGCUCUUAAUAUUAGAUCUUUUUCGUCCAUUGCGUCUCUCAGUAGUACUCUUUCCAUUCCUCACUCCAGUAUAUGAGAUGUUACGUAUCUUUAUUUUUCCAUGGGAUUCAUUGAAAUUUUUCACAAAAUUUGUAAAACAGAUGCAAGAAAAUCGCCUGGAACCUAACCAGAAGCACCGAGUGGAUUUUCUUCAGCUGAUGAUGAACUCCCAGAAUUCUAAAGACACCGAGUCCCACAAAGCUCUGUCUGAUGUGGAGAUCUUGGCACAAUCAAUUAUCUUUAUUUCUGCUGGCUAUGACACCACUAGUAACACUCUUUCUUUCAUUAUGCAUAUGUUGGCCACUCACCCUGAUGCCCAGAAGAAACUGCAGCAGGAGAUUGAUACAACCUUGCCCAAUAAAUAAGAAGAACAAGGAGAACGUUGACCCUUACAUAUACAUGCCCUUUGGGAAUGGACCCAGGAAUUGUAUCGGCAUGAGGUUUGCUCUCAUGAACAUGAAACUUGCUCUCAUCCGAGUCCUGCAGAACUUCUCCUUCCAACCUUGUAAAGAAACACAGAUCCCUCUGAUAUUAGCCACAGAAGGUAUUCUUAAGCCGAAGAAACCCAUUAUUCUGAAGGUUGUGUCAAGAGAUGAGACCAUAAGAGGAGCCUGAUGUUCCCUAGGGGCUUUUGCUGUACUCUUUAGGGAGACUUUAAUUUACUAUUGAAUAAAAGCCAGAUGAAGAUGAGAUUAAUAAACUGCUCUUGAAGAAUUA
This is a messenger RNA of Heterocephalus glaber (naked mole-rat), 1515 nucleotides long. NCBI's taxonomy places the organism in Eukaryota, Metazoa, Chordata, Mammalia, Rodentia, Bathyergidae. The record is from RefSeq and is a predicted model, not a curated record.